Salvia splendens (bonfire salvia) is the source of this 5565-nucleotide messenger RNA. RefSeq lists its product as uncharacterized. The transcript has a single exon. Gene Ontology annotation, molecular function: nucleic acid binding. The record is from RefSeq and is a predicted model, not a curated record. Bases 1 to 5472 code for a protein of 1823 amino acids. NCBI's taxonomy places the organism in Eukaryota, Viridiplantae, Streptophyta, Magnoliopsida, Lamiales, Lamiaceae. Gene Ontology annotation, biological process: DNA integration.
AUGGCAGAUAACAAUGAGAUACCACCACCUGUUGUGAGGUUUGGCGAUACACUGAGAUCGGGAAUUGAGUACCCCGGAGAGUUUGCUUAUGCGAACAACAACAUCAACAUUCCACCUCACUAUAUUAGUUUGGUGAAUGGGGGAAAUCUUUUCCAUGGACGGGAUGAUGAGGACCCGGUGAGCCACCUCAAUGCCUUCUACGAGUUGACGAACUCUCACAGACCCCCGAAUGUGGAACACAAUCUAAUCAAGAGGGUCUUAUUCCCAUUUUCUCUGAGGGAGAAAGCAAGAGCUUGGUAUGACUCUAUCCCGGGCUACAACAUAGCAACGUUCCAAGAGUUGAAGACGUUGUUCCUCUUGGAAUACAAUUCUCCUAUGAAGAUUGAGAAGUUGAGAGAGGAGAUCACCUCUUUCCGACAAAAGUAUGACGAGUCCUUCGCGGAAGCAUGGAAGAGAUUCACGGAAUUGAUAAGGAAAUGCCCAAGUCACGGACUAGCUCCGGGGCAUGACCUUUUGAAAUUCUACAAGGGACUCAACAGUGAAGGCACGGGAUUGGUGACUGCAGGUUCGAAUGGGAACCUAGAUGAUCUAACUCACGAUGAGGUGAGGGCUUUGUUUCAAAGGCUGGCCAACAAUCAACGGAAUUGGCACAAUCCAAGGCGAGGGGCUGAUAGAGCGGGAGAUACAUUUGGUGCUACCAAGGAUGCGGAAAGAGUGACCGCAAUUGAGGCUCAACUGGCGGACAUUAGCACUCAAAUGUCGUCGAUGACAAAGGCAGUUAAAUCUCUUCAACUGACUCCUCAACCCCAAGCUGUGACGGUGAUGAGAUGUGGGUUGUGCCAAGGCGGGCAUCAUACUGAUCAGUGCCCAAGUCUUCAAGGACCACCUGUGGAAGAUGUGAACUAUAUUGGCAACAAUCGCCAAGGGUUCAAUCAAGGCAACCAAUUCAACAAUCAGCAAAAUUGGAGACCUCAACAAACGGGAUGGAAUCAGGCUGGUCCUAGCAACAACUCGGGAAAUCAAUGGAGGAACAACACUCAACCGCCGGGUUAUGAGAAGAAGCCAACCGUCGAGGAUCAGUUGGGGCAGAUUCUCUCUUUCAUGACUAAGAGUCAAAAGGAGAACGAAAUUUUCAAGGAAAGGACGGUGGAAAAGUUUGGGCAGAUGGAUGCGACAAUGAGGAAUCUUGAGACGCAGAUAGGGCAGCUUGCCACGGCAUCACACACGAGGAUUCCUAACACCAUCCCGAGCAAUACCGUACCUAAUCCGAGAGGCAAUGAACAGUGUAAGGCAGUGGUCUUGAGAAGUGGUCGUGAGUUGGAUUCAACACCAUCAAUGGACGGCCAAGGUACUUCCGGCAUCUCACACGCAGGGGCGGAUGAGAUGUUAGGCUUGCAUUCCUCGCACGCAGGGGCGGACGAGGCAUGUAAGGGAAGUCCCGCGUUGGUGCAGGGUGCCCAACAUGGUCAAGAACAGGCUGCAUCCGGCAGCAAGGAAAAUGGUGUAGAAGCCGAGUUAAGUGAGAAGUUUUUGGCAGAAAAGAAGGGAAAGCAGAAAGUAGAGAUGGGAUCAAAUGGACAGCUGAUGACAAGUCCGGCAUUAGACCCGAAAAGCAAGUUCAACUUCCCUGAUCACAUUCCUCCUCCACCAUAUCCACCGAAGAGGAAGAACAGAGCUCCAAAGGAGAAAAGCUUCGAGUGGAUGAUGAACGUGAUUCGAAAAGUGAAUGUGGAUGUAUCGUUGGUGGACCUCUUCACUAAUUUCCCCAAGUUCUCCAAGUUCUUUAAGGACAUGAUGGCAAACAAGGAGAAACUUCAAGACGAGGGAAUAGUGGCAUUGAGCAUGAAUUGCUCACAAUUGAUUUCGGGAAUGAUGCCCAUGAAGAAGAGGGAUCCGGGAAGUUGUGUGAUUCCUUGUGAGAUAGGCAACACAAUUUUUACCAAAUGUCUAUUGGAUCAAGGAUCGGGGAUCUCACUGAUGGCAUUGAAAACAGCACGUGCCAUUGGACUGGAGAACAGAAUGGAGCCCAUCGACAUUGCUCUACAACUGGCUGAUCAUUCCAUUGUGAAGCCCACUGGAAUAGUAGAGGAUGUCUUGGUCAAGGUAGACAAGUUCGUCAUCCCCGUUGAUUUCAUAGUAUUGGAUAUGCCCGAGGACAAAGAGGUACCUAUUCUGUUUGGUAGACCGUUUCUUGCCACGGGAGAUGUGUUGUUAGGAGCUAAAGACAACUCUGUCACGUUUAGAAUUAAUGGUGAGCAAGUGACCAUUAAUGUGGAGAAAGCGAUGAAGCAUCCUAGUGAUGCAAAAGCGUGCUUUAGAGUUGAUGUCCUCGACAAGUGUAUCUUUGACAAGAUGCGUUGCUCGGCAAGUAUAGAAGGAAGCGUUUAUGAUAAGGGGAGCUUGGAAAGAGACUUUGGUUCGACAAUUAAAGUUGAUUUUGAUUUUGAUGAAAGUGAGGAUGCUCAAAUUGAUCGACCAAGUCUAGAGAAUGAAUGUGUGGUGGAUACUUUCGUGGCGGAUGUGCAGCCCUCAAUUGAAGUACCACCAAAGCUAGAAUUGAAGCCACUCCCGACAAAUCUGAAAUACGCAUUCCUUGGUGAGGAUGAAUCUUUACCGGUUGUGAUAUCGGCGAUGUUGAAUGAUGAAGAGGAAUUGAAGUUGAUAGAGCUACUGAAGUCACACAAGAAAGCUCUAGGUUGGUCCAUUGCCGACAUCAAAGGAAUUAGCCCCGCAAUAUGCAUGCAUAAAAUCUUGAUGGAAGAUGGAGCUAAGCCGGUAAGAGAGAGACAAAGGAGGUUGAACCCACUUAUGCAGGAAGUGGUUGAAAAAGAAGUGAAGAAAUUGCUGAAAUAUGGGAUGAUCUAUCCCAUUUCCGAUAGUGAGUGGGUUAGCCCGGUACAAUGUGUACCAAAGAAAGGGGGAAUAACCGUGACCGUCAAUGAGAAGAAUGAGGUUUUGGCAACUCGAUUGGUGAACUCAUGGAGAGUUUGCAUGGAUUAUAGAAAGUUGAAUACGGCGACGAGAAAAGAUCACUUCCCGUUGCCAUUUCUGGAUCAGUUGCUCGAUAGGAUUGCGGGUUAUUCCCAUUAUUGCUUUCUUGAUGGAUAUUCGGGGUACAAUCAGAUUGCAAUUGCCCCGGAAGAUCAAGAAAAGACGACAUUCACAUGUCCUAUUGGAACUUAUGCCUUCCGCCGGAUGCCUUUUGGUUUGUGUAAUGCACCGGCUACAUUCCAACGUUGCAUGAUGGCAAUUUUUUCUGAUAUGAAUGAAGACAUCAUGGAGAUCUUCAUGGAUGAUUUCUCCGUCUUUGGAUCCUCAUUUGACUUUUGCUUAGAAAACUUGAGACGGGUCCUACAAAGAUGUGAAGAAUCAAAUCUCGUGCUCAAUUGGGAAAAGUGUCAGUUCAUGGUCAAGGAAGGCAUAGUGUUGGGACACAAGGUGUCAGAGUUGGGGUUGGAGAUGGAUAAGGCGAAGAUUGAUGUGAUCUCAAAGUUACCUCCCCCAACGAAUGUGAAGGGCAUCCGUAGUUUCCUUGGACACGCGGGAUUCUACCGACGUUUUAUAAAGGAUUUUUCAAAGAUUGCAAAGCCACUUUGCAACUUGCUUGAAAAGGAUGCCAAGUUCGUCUUUGAUGGGAAAUGCCUUGAGGCAUUUGAAUUGCUGAAGAAAAAGCUAGUCGAAGCUCCUAUUAUUAUCACACCCGACUGGUCAAAGCCGUUUGAGCUGAUGUGUGAUGCUUCGGACUAUGCUGUGGGGGCCGUUCUAGGCCAAAGGAGAGACAAGGUUCUACACGCUGUCUACUAUGCUAGCAAAGUACUCAACGAAGCUCAACUGAAUUACACCACGACAGAGAAGGAAAUGCUAGCAGUAGUGUAUGCUUUUGAGAAGUUUCGUGCUUACUUACUUGGCACGAAGGUGGUAGUGUUUACGGAUCAUUCGGCUAUCAAGUACUUGAUGAACAAGAAAGAUGCAAAGCCUCGGUUGGUGAGGUGGAUCCUUUUACUACAAGAGUUUGAUGUGGAAAUCAAAGACAAAAAGGGGACCGAGAAUUUGGUAGCCGAUCAUCUGUCUAGAUUAGAGGGAUUGGAAGAGACGGAAGAUGAAAGAAAGAAAAGGAUAAAUGAGAAAUUUCCCGACGAGCAAGUGUUGCAAGUGGAGGCUCGGGAAACAUAUGUGCCGUGGUUUGCCAAUUUGGCAAACUACCUUGUCACGGGCAUUAUACCAGAAGGGUUGUCAUCUAACCAAAAGAAGAAGUUUUUGAGUGACACCCGCACAUAUGUUUGGGAAGAUCCGUUUCUCUUCCGGAUUUGUAGUGAUGGAGUGAUUCGAAGGUGCGUUGGAGAGCAUGAGCACCUUCAGAUUUUGUCUGCAUGCCAUGAUUCGUUGUAUGGCGGCCACUUUGGAGCACGACGAACUGCUUUUAAAGUGCUUCAGUCCGGAUUCUUUUGGCCAUCGAUCUUCAAGGAUGCAAAAGCCUAUGUAGAACGAUGUGACAGUUGCCAAAGAGCCGGCAAUAUCUCGUGGAGGAAUGAAAUGCCGAUGAAUAAUAUUCACGAGGUAGAACUUUUCGAUGUUUGGGGAAUAGACUUCAUGGGACCGUUUCCCAAGUCUAAUGGGCAGCAAUACAUUCUCGUUGCUGUCGACUACGUAUCUAAGUGGGUAGAGGCAGUGGCCUCGGCAACCAAUGAUGCCAAAGUGGUGUUGAAAUUUAUCAAGAAUCACAUCUUUAACCGCUUUGGGACACCACGAGCCAUUAUCAGUGAUGGAGGAACUCAUUUUUGCAACAAAUUGUUUGAAAACCUCCUAGGAAAGUAUGGUGUCCAACACAAGGUUGCUACCCCUUAUCAUCCCCAAACAAGUGGUCAAGUUGAAGUCUCCAAUCGUGAGAUAAAGCGGGUGCUUGAGAAAGUUGUAAGGCCGUCUCGGAAGGAUUGGGCUCAAAAGCUAGAUGAUGCUUUGUGGGCCUAUCGAACGGCGUAUAAGACCCCGAUUGGAACUUCACCAUACAAAUUGGUAUUUGGGAAGGCUUGCCAUUUGCCGGUAGAGCUUGAGCAUAAAGCUUUUUGGGCUUUGCAAAAGCUUAAUUUGGAUUAUGAUGCUGCAGCCGAGAAGAGGAUGUGCGAUAUGAAUGAGAUGGAUGAGUUUAGGCUUCAUGCAUAUGAGAGCGUUGAUCUCUACAAAGAGCGUGCUAAGAGGGUACAUGAUGCAGCCAUUAAGCCUCGUCAAUUCCAUGAGGGACAACUGGUCCUUUUGUACAACUCUCGGCUUAGACUGUUUCCGGGCAAGCUCAAGUCAAGAUGGUGGGGUCCCUAUGUGGUGCACAAGGUAUACCCCUAUGGUGCUGUGGAUGUUCGGGAUCAGAAGAAUGGUAGCAUUUGGAAGGUGAAUGGCCAACGCUUGAAGGCCUAUGUUGGAGUUGAAAGUGGCACGGAGACAGAAGAGGUGGUCACACUAGAGAAUCCGAAAGUGUAGACCAAAGAUGAAGAAGGUCGAGCCAACGACUAUAAACAAAGGCGCUGAUUGGGAGGCAACCCAAGUUUUUUUCUUUCUUUUAUCUUUUGGUUU